Laccaria bicolor S238N-H82 is the source of this 429-nucleotide messenger RNA. RefSeq lists its product as uncharacterized. The record is from RefSeq and is a predicted model, not a curated record. The transcript is spliced from 8 exons. The coding region runs from base 1 to 429 and encodes 142 amino acids. NCBI's taxonomy places the organism in Eukaryota, Fungi, Basidiomycota, Agaricomycetes, Agaricales, Hydnangiaceae.
AUGCGCGCGGUAUUUGGCGUUGCUUGCCAGUGGCUAGGGAACGGGCCUGCCGUUAUGCACGCGCUCAACAAACUCAAGAACCUCAUGGCCACCUACGAAACGCUCAAUUACUUGUUACGUUCGGGAUCUCCUUGGGUUCCAGCAACUUUCGCCGUUACGGAUGGGUUAACCAGCUGUCAACGCUCGACUUUUGAAGUUGCAAGAGAACCGGCGCACUUGCACAUCCCGUCGGUUGGCGACAAACAGUACUAUGUUGAGGAUAUUCAGAUCAGACUACUGCGCAUGCCGCGUGUAUUCUUACCUCUCUUUACAGAUCCGCCCUCAACUACGAGAAAACGGACUUCAAAACCUGAGGUGAUGCGUGACAUCACGCUCACUUCCCUUCAUUCAAACCUGACCGAUUUAUUGAGACCGGUAGGGAUUUUUUAA